CCACGCACUCUUUUUAACUCGAUCAAACAAAAAAGAAAAACAAACAAACAAACCAAAACGAUACUAAACAAAAGAACCAUUUCACUGGAUCGAAAUCUCUCUCACAAACAAGAAAAGCUACAAAAAAAAAAAAAAAAAAAAUCUUCAAAACCAAGAUUCAAGAUUCAAGAAUUCAAUCUCCUCUUCUUAUUUUCUUUUUUCCUUAUCAAAAUCGCUUUUUUGCAUAGAUCUCUGUCUGAUAACAUCAAGAUUCAAGAAACUCUCGUUUCUUUCUCCAUUUGUUUUCUCUACCAGAAUCUUGACCAUACAAAUCCUGAAUAUUAAAGAAAAGAGUCCCCUUCUCUUUGAAGAUUUAAUCUUUUUCAUUUUCUUAAUAAUGGAAAAGAAAGUGGUGGUGGCUGUUGUUUGCGUGGCCGCUGUUGCUGGUGCUGCAACGGCUGCAAUGGUGAUAAGGCAGAAAAUGAAGAAGGAUGGUAAGUGGGCCAGAGUUAUGGAGAUAGUGAAAGAGUUGGAGGAAAAAUGUGCAACCCCGAUUGGGAAACUGAAACAGGUUGCUGAUGCUAUGGUUGUUGAGAUGCAUGCUGGUCUUGCCUCUGAAGGUGGAAGCAAACUCAAGAUGCUUAUUAGCUAUGUGGAUAAUUUGCCUACUGGUGAUGAGAAUGGAUAUUACUAUGCAUUGGAUCUUGGUGGAACAAACUUUCGUGUACUGCGGGUGCACCUCGGGGGAAAGGAUGGUGGUCUCAUUAACCAAGAAUUUGCCGAGGUGCCUAUUCCUCCAAAUCUAAUGACUGGGACUUCAGAUGCACUAUUUGACUAUAUUGCAGCAGAACUAGUGAAAUUUAUUUCUCAAGAAAGUGAAGAGUUUCAUCCUCCUCCUGGUAAAAAGAGGGAAUUGGGUUUCACCUUCUCAUUUCCUGUUAUACAAACAUCCAUUGCUUCUGGGACCCUUGUUAGGUGGACAAAAGGCUUCUCUAUAGAUGACGCAGUUGGUCAAGAUGUGGUGGCAAAAUUGACAAAAUCCAUGGAAAGAAUGGGUGUUGAUAUGCAUGUGUCAGCUCUGGUCAAUGAUACAGUAGGAACCCUAGCUGGAGGCAAAUAUUUCAACAAGGAUGUUGUUGCUGCUGUGAUCUUAGGUACUGGGACAAAUGCUGCUUAUGUGGAACGUGCACAAGCUAUACCAAAAUGGCACGGUCCUCUACCUCAUUCUGGCGAGAUGGUUAUCAACAUGGAAUGGGGUAACUUUAGGUCUUCGCAUCUUCCAUUAACCGAGUAUGAUCAUGCUUUGGACGUUGAAAGUUUAAAUCCUGGUGAACAGAUCUUUGAGAAGAUAAUUUCUGGCAUGUACUUGGGGGAAAUUAUACGCAGAGUUCUACUAAAGAUGGCUGAAGAAGCUGCUCUUUUCGGUGACACUAUUCCAUUAAAACUUAAAGUUCCCUUCAUAUUGAGAACGCCUGAUAUGUCAGCAAUGCAUCACGACACGUCCUCUGAUCUUAAAGUGGUGGGGAAUAAAUUGAAGGAUAUUUUGGAGAUAUCUAAUACUUCCCUGAAAACUAGAAAAGUUGUUGUUGAGCUUUGCAACAUUGUUGCCACGCGCGGAGCGCGACUUGCGGCAGCUGGAAUCUUGGGUAUCUUGAAGAAAAUGGGGAAGGAUACAGUGAAAGAGGGGGACACACAGAAGACCGUAAUAGCUAUGGAUGGAGGAUUAUACGAGCACUACAGUGAAUAUAGCAAGUGCAUGGAGAAUACCCUUAACGAGUUGCUUGGAGAAGAUGUGCCCAAAAGCAUUGAAAUAGUGCACUCCAACGAUGGAUCUGGGAUUGGAGCUGCUCUCCUUGCUGCAUCACAUUCUCUGUACCUUUAAGCUUAGAGGUCCUGACAACCAUCAUAGGAAACAUUUGUGCCUUUUUAUUUUUUGGGAUUCAUUCCAACCCCUCUCGAUAUCUUUCUUUCUCUGAUCAUUUUCUUUAUUCACCAUUCUUCAACCUUUUUCCAGAAGACCUUUCUGUGAAUAUUUAAAUCACACCUUGCGGAAGAGGUGGAUUGAACAUGUAGCAGGGCCUGGAAGCGGCCAAUAUUUUCUGCUUCGGCCUGCAAUUCCUGCUGAAGCUUCCAUUUCGUUGGUGGAAAUAAUAAAAUGGUGGAUUCUUUGCCUGCUAUUUGCA
Ricinus communis (castor bean) is the source of this 2162-nucleotide messenger RNA. Its product is annotated as hexokinase-2. The record is from RefSeq and is a predicted model, not a curated record. Gene Ontology annotation, cellular component: cytosol; mitochondrion. Bases 377 to 1861 code for a protein of 494 amino acids. Lineage: Eukaryota; Viridiplantae; Streptophyta; Magnoliopsida; Malpighiales; Euphorbiaceae. Gene Ontology annotation, molecular function: mannokinase activity; glucokinase activity; D-glucose binding. The transcript has 9 exons. Gene Ontology annotation, biological process: intracellular glucose homeostasis; glucose 6-phosphate metabolic process; glycolytic process.